AUGUCACAAAAGGCAUCACACGCUUUUACAUUUUUUGACGCUCCGAAAUCAGCUGUUCAAGCGUCAUCGUCUCCCGCGUCAACAAAUCCCGUCAUCUCGACAAGUGACGUUUCCUCGCAUAUCGUUGCGAAAGCUGUAACAGCGCGUCACAUUCUCCUUGCAACUGCUCGCGUUCGCGUGCAUUCAAUGCACGGUCGAUUCCAAUGGGCCCGAGCGCUCAUCGAUCAAGGAUCUGCGUCAUCCUUUAUAACCGAAAAUUUAGUGCAGUCAUUAAGACUUCCGAAAUUAAAUACCGCUGUUAGGGUAACAGGUAUUGGCGAAACGCAGACAAACGUUCGACAUGCCGUUCAUCUAACGAUAACUCCCAGCAACGCGGACACUCCGGUUUAUCGAACCACCGCGUUAAUUUUAAAAUCGUUAACUCGAUAUUUGCCCAACCGUCUCGACAUUCCAGAGCAAUGGCCGCAUUUGAAUGGCCUUUCGUUAGCUGAUCCCGAUCCCGCAGGAUCAGAUCCAAUAGAAAUAAUUAUCGGAGCGGAUCUUUUCGGGUCACUCAUCCUCGACGGCGUUCGAAAAGGCGCGGUUGACGAACCGAUCGCUCAAAAUACCGCGCUAGGCUGGAUCAUAUCCGGACCUAUAGCGCAACUCAGACCGCUCUCGCAGUCGUCCAUUGGAGUACAUCAUUGCUCUGUUACGGAUGAUCUCAAUCAAACUCUCCGCCGAUUUUGGGAAAUCGAAGAAAUUCCCGCUUCAUCGAAAAUAACUAGUGAAAAAAAGGCAUGCGACGACCAUUUUAAUUCGACACACUCUCGAAAUUCUGAAGGUCGCUAUAUCAUCAGACUUCCAUUUAAACACGGACCUCCACUCAACAUUGGAGAAUCUCGACAUUCCGCGCUUCAGAGUUACCUUCGCACGGAAAGCCGCAUUAAAACGGAUUCAUCGAAAUCGUCGGAAUAUCAUAAUUUUUUAAAAGAAUAUUAUGAUCUGAGACACAUGCAACGCGUCUCAGAAACCGAACAAUUAAUCGACUCGAAUCAAAUCGUAUAUAUUCCGCACCAUGCCGUAUUCCGCGCUAACAGCUUAACAACGCGAAUACGUAUCGUUUUCAACGCUUCAAGUCGAACCUCAAACGGUACGUCAUUGAAUGAUCAUUUAUAUCCGGGCCCUAAACUUCAAAAGGACCUUGCUGCAGUGAUUUUGCGUUGGCGCACAUUUCGAUACGUUUAUUCCGCCGACGUGGCAAAAUGUAUCGCCAAAUUCAAGUCGAUCCUCGCGAUCGUGAUUUCCAACGCAUCUUCUGGCGGCCAUCUCCAACACAUCAAGUUGAGGAGUAUCGUCUCUGUACCGUAA
Nylanderia fulva is the source of this 1350-nucleotide messenger RNA. The record is from RefSeq and is a predicted model, not a curated record. Lineage: Eukaryota; Metazoa; Arthropoda; Insecta; Hymenoptera; Formicidae.